This is a messenger RNA of Prosopis cineraria, 2067 nucleotides long. RefSeq lists its product as uncharacterized. Lineage: Eukaryota; Viridiplantae; Streptophyta; Magnoliopsida; Fabales; Fabaceae. Bases 1 to 2067 code for a protein of 688 amino acids. The transcript is spliced from 3 exons. Gene Ontology annotation, biological process: meristem development; meristem maintenance. The record is from RefSeq and is a predicted model, not a curated record.
AUGAGAGGUCUCCCAGUUGAAUGGCAACCUAAAAUUACUUCUAUUGAAGAAGCAAAAAGUGACUCUAUGAGAUCUGUGGCAGCACUGUUUAGAAGUCUUACUGAGCAUAAUGGAAGAUUAUCCAUGCUAAAGGAAGAUACUGGUAAGAAGAAGAAGUCACUGGCUCUAAAAGUGACAAAAGAAGAAUUUUAUUUUGAAACUAGUGAUAGUGAAGACUUUAAUGAAGAAAUGGAUAUAUUUGUCAAGAAAUUUGGCAAUUUCUUUUGGAAGAAGAAGUUUAGGAAGAAAUUCUUAAAGAAAAAAGAAAAGGAGAUAACUUGUUAUAAGUGCAAGAAGCCUGGACACAUUAAGGGUGACAUUAAUGAAGAGUCCAUUGAAGAAGAAGAAGAAAAUCUCUAUCUGAUGGCUAAAAGCCAUUGUGAUCAGAUAAGAUUCACAGGCUGGCUGAACCCUCUAGAACACUGGAAAACCUGGGAACAAAAGCUUCGUUCUAAGUACGAACAUGUAUGGAGAAACGCUGGAAUACUCGAAGCAAUCAUAGCUUCCACAUACCGUAUUCAAAGGAGCGACGAUUUGGUUCUCGGGCUUGCACAAAAAUGGUACUCUGAAACCAAUAGCUUCAUCUUCUCUUGGGGUGAAGCUAGCAUUACUCUGGAAGAUGUAAUGGCUUGUGGGGGCUAUUCUGUUGUGGGAUCCUCUGUUUUCACGCCUCUCAAAGAUAAAGAAUCGAAGCAAAUGGAACAGAGGUUAGAUGAAGUGCGAAGAAAUUUGAUAAAGACGAGAGCCAAAAAGGCAGAACAUGCUCCGUGGCUGAAUCAUUUCAUGGAGGAAGAGGGUGAGUUGGAACUCGUGGCAUUUCUAUCAUUAUGGCUUGCUAGGUUUGUGUUUCCUCGAUCAAUUUCAAAACAAUUUUUUCCCAUUGCUAUACAUCUAGCUAGAGGCACACGAAUUGCCUUAGCACCUGCUGUUCUAGCAAGUAUCUAUAGAGAUUUGACAUUGUUAAAAGGAAAAUUUGUUGUGGCUGUAAACUCAGUGACUAACAGUGAUGAUGAAUGUGGUAUAUCUGCUAAACCAAUAAUCUUAAGAGCCCAUUUUCAAUUGGUUCAAAUAUGGGCUUUUGAGAGAUUCCCAUCAUUUCAGCUAAGGUCUACCACAAUUGAGCAUGGUCAACCUUUGACAACAAAAUGGCACCAAGUAAGAAUGCUGAACUAUGAAGAUGUGAGUUUAGCUCUAGACUCUUCUGCAAAAAGCUUUCUUUGGCAGCCAUAUAAAGAUGCUUCAAAGUUUUACAGUGAAAAUGAUAGGUGGGUAUGCUUCAAUUCAGAUUCUAAUGUUGAUUUUGAGUCAUUUGCUCGCUGCCUCAGGCAUUCUGAGUUGUUGGGAAUGGAUUGUGUAGAAAUGUACCUUCCACACCGUGUGGCUAUGCAAUUUGGGUUGGAUCAGGACAUUCCAGAGAAGGUGGUUCAUUGCAAGGAGAAUGACAAUCCUAAGAUUGCUUGGAGAAACUAUGACAGAUCAAUGACUGAAGCAAUGUUGUGUAUUGCUGCUGUUGCAUCUUCAUCUAACUUGGAGCCUGGUGUUACUUUUAAGUACCUGAAGUGGUGGAAGCAAUCAAAACUUGGAUCUGGUGAACGACCUGGUUUGAGCUCUAAGUCUACGAAUGUCUCUGAAAAACUGUCACAAACUUCAUCUGAGAUGGGAUCUCCUAUUCAUAGAGAUCAAACAGGGAAUAAUUCUGAUCAAAAUCAUGAUGGUUCAACAAUUAAAAAACUGCAGAAGAGAUCUCAUAGUCAUGAAACUGAUAUUUCAAUGGUGGAUGGACAAUCAAAAAGGGCAAAGUUAGAUGCAAAAAUGGAGAGUGUGAUUGACAAGUCUGAAAAUGCCAAAGAAGGUAAAUUUGGCGAGAAUGGUAAUGAAAGAGAAUGUGUGAGUGAUUGGUCUCUGGAUAUAUAUUUCUCUAGUAUUGAAACUCGGCUUGAAUACCUUGAAAGACUGGUUGCUCAGCUUAAAGCAGAAAAAUUUGGACCCAAAUAUGGGGUUGUUAGAGCCAAAACUAGUUUAUCUUAG